AGCGCGGAGCCAGCGGCGGGGCGCUGCCGGGCGAGCCAGCAUGUCCUCCAUCCUGCCUUUCACUCCUCCCAUCGUCAAGCGGCUCCUGGGCUGGAAGAAAGGGGAGCAGAACGGGCAGGAGGAGAAAUGGUGCGAGAAGGCGGUGAAGAGCCUGGUGAAGAAGCUGAAGAAGACGGGGCAGCUGGACGAGCUGGAGAAGGCGAUCACCACGCAGAACAUCAACACCAAGUGCAUCACCAUCCCCAGGUCGUUAGAUGGCCGGCUGCAAGUAUCUCACCGGAAAGGUCUUCCCCAUGUGAUUUACUGCCGGCUGUGGCGGUGGCCAGACCUUCAUAGCCACCAUGAGCUGCGUGCCAUGGAGAUGUGCGAGUAUGCCUUUAACAUGAAGAAGGACGAAGUCUGCGUGAAUCCUUACCAUUACCAAAGAGUGGAAACCCCAGUGUUACCUCCAGUGCUGGUGCCUCGGCACACAGAGAUCCCAGCUGAGUUCCCGCCGUUAGACGAUUAUAGUCAUUCUAUUCCAGAGAACACUAACUUCCCAGCAGGUAUCGAGCCGCAGAGCAACUACAUUCCAGAGACACCUCCUCCGGGCUAUUUGAGUGAGGAUGGAGAAACUAGUGACCACCAGAUGAACCCCAGCAUGGAUGCAGGUUCUCCAAACUUAUCACCGAACCCCAUGUCUCCAGCACACAAUAAUCUGGAUCUGCAGCCUGUUACCUACUGCGAGCCAGCUUUCUGGUGCUCGAUAUCCUACUAUGAACUCAACCAGCGAGUGGGAGAGACUUUCCACGCCUCGCAGCCCUCUAUGACCGUGGAUGGUUUCACUGACCCAUCUAAUUCGGAACGCUUCUGCCUUGGUUUACUGUCUAACGUGAACAGAAAUGCAGCAGUGGAACUCACAAGACGACACAUUGGGAGAGGAGUGAGACUCUACUACAUUGGCGGCGAGGUGUUUGCCGAGUGCCUUAGCGACAGUGCCAUUUUUGUCCAGUCUCCCAACUGCAACCAACGCUACGGCUGGCACCCAGCAACGGUUUGCAAGAUUCCACCAGGAUGUAACUUGAAGAUUUUUAACAACCAGGAGUUCGCCGCCCUCUUGGCUCAGUCCGUAAAUCAGGGCUUCGAAGCUGUGUACCAGCUGACCAGAAUGUGCACAAUUCGGAUGAGCUUUGUCAAGGGCUGGGGAGCAGAAUACAGGCGGCAGACUGUGACCAGUACUCCCUGCUGGAUUGAACUGCAUCUUAAUGGUCCCUUGCAGUGGCUAGACAAGGUCCUUACACAAAUGGGCUCCCCCAGUAUUCGUUGUUCCAGUGUCUCCUAAGGAAACAUCUCCUGGGGGUGGGUGGGAGGAACAAAGACUCUGGAAAAUGGAAUUGGCUUAACCCUUAGCAAAAUGCAUAGUGCAUAGUAAACAAAUUCCCAGUCACUGAAGUGAUGAGAAAAAAAAAUCUGCGGAAAAAAAAAAAAAAAAGGUGGUUUUUUUCUUUGUUUUCUUUUUUUUUUUUUUUUUUUAAACUAAAACCCCAUUUAAGCCACUUCCACUGAAACCGUUAGCACUUUGGUUACAGUGCUAUGGGCCAUUGGAGUUAGAAUUUGCAACCGAAGUUUAUGAUGAUAAAAAACUGGACUUUGCUUCAGCGGAGGGAAGCCAGUGCUCUGGCUCCAGCCGUGCCCUGCCUGGCGGGCCCCGUGCUGCUGUGAGCACGCAGGAGCCACCGGCGCCUCGGAGGAAACUUUCCCUUUGCCUCGCUCAGCUCCAGGCUCGUGUCGUGCAGCUUCUCCGAAAAGCCAGACACCGUGGGACUUGGGGACGACUCUUGCUCGUGCAGGCCUGUCACCGUCUCCCUGAUCCCCACCUGUGCUCCCUGGGCUUGCAGCAGCAGCGGGGAAAGGAGGCGUUUAAAGCACCCGCAAGAACUGAUCCCCCCAGUAAUGCUGCCAAAAGGAAUUAAUUUCCCACGCUGGACUACGAAGGAGGCAGAGUCUUGCUUCAUGCCUGAGGGAUGCAGCAGAUAACCCUGAUGGUCUCAGACUGGAUUGACACGAAGCCAAAGGCCAAGCUUAAGGCUCCUUCUGCUAUUGCUGCGUCGACUUUUGACUCGAGCUGCUCACAGACAGACACUCGUCCCGUGGGGAGCUCUGGCUGGAUAAGUUAAGCCUUCGUUAUUGUGCAGUCUGUUUGCAUUAACUACAGAAAGUUUGCAUUCUGUUUUCUCGGUAUGUUGGAUGGUGUCUGCCACUUGUUAAGUCUUAGGGGCUUAGUGAAUCCAGUGUCCAGCUCUGCUCUAGUGAUGGAAGUGAACAGGCCCUUGCUGCCAUUUUCAGAAUAUGCAAUUUAAUAGGUUUUCCCAUGCUGUCACACGUGACUGCACAUGAACCAGGACAUCUCAGACACAGAACCCCUCUGUUUAAAACUUAUUUCAGCUGAUUAAAACUCUCUGAGAUGUGUUUUUGCCUGGAGAAAUUGGGAGAGUGUGUAUUUACUUGUAUUAUAAAAUGUUCCUUUUAAACAUACAUGCUCCAGACUGUUUAAUAUUUUUUUUUCCCUGCAGCAACUGUCAUGGCAAACAACUUCCACAACUGGAAAAAAAACCUUAGCACUUGUUUUUAUGGUUCAAAUUUGCCAAAUAAGUCUCAUAACUUCGUUAGUGCUGUCCAAUUAUCCGUUUCUUUAUAUCUGCAUUGAAUAUCAUAUGCCUUUGUGCCAAAAUAUUAGAAGUGGGAGGGGAGAAAGUGAUGAUCAGUUUCCUAUGGAAAUUUUUUUUUUUUUUUUUUUCUUUUGUCAUAUACGACAGACAAACACAAAAGCUAGAUGUGGCUCUGGGAAGGACAGACCCGGACGGACUUGACAGUGGUUGGCGUUGAGGCUUUGGUCCUGCAGCUCCCGAGCGCCCCGGUCCCAUAAUGGGCUCUUGACUUUUCACGGCAUUUCAGACACUUCCCAGGAAUUUCCAUGUACCUGCCUAUCUGUAGAGGGAGGCUUUUCCCAUGUGCUUGUUCCUUUGAGACUGCUCUGUUUGUCAACCCCCACCGCCUGGUUUGCAAAAAAAAAAAAAAAAAAAAAAUAUAAAAUAACCCCACGGCUUUUGGACCUGUGGCCUCAGCAAGGCAGGGCACGAGGCGCCCCUCGGUCGGUGGACGCAGGAACAGAUGAUCCCAGGGGCUCGUUGCCGCUGGGUUUUUUUACCAGGCAAACGAGGGGAUGCUGCAGAGAGUUUUCCUCCAGGAACAAGAGGUGACAUUUUGUAUGUGAAAUUUCAAUUCUGAGGAAGACUUUCAGGGGUGGAUGUGCUCCUGAAUGAUACAGGCACUUUGGAAUGGCCUCUUGCAGAAUUUUGACUGUGUAACGCCGCUUGUAUCAUAGCGCUGGAGGUUUCCUAGGAUUUUUGGGUUUGGUUUUGGUUUUUUUUUUUUUUUUUUUUUAGUUUUUGCAAUGUGUCUGAUUUUAGUUAAAUCUCUGAUUGCACAGCCUUGUGCAAAAAGAGCAUCUGUAUAAAAUAGCAUUUUCUAGCCACUUAAAAAGUAGGUCUGUCUGUCAUUGUGGAUUGAUUUGGCAUAUACUUUCAGAUACAGGUCUCUAACGUAGCUGCAAACACAAAUUUAUCCUGACUUUUGUGGAAGUUAUUUGACUUGCUGUUUUAGCGAGAGAGGGGGAAAAAAUCUGCUAUGUAAAAUGGCCCCAGGUUUCCUCCCCGAGUGUCUUUAACUGUUUUCAUUGUCCGCAUAAUCACGGAGGAAGUUGGACUCUGUGGUGCCUUGUGCAUUAGCAACGAAAAUGACUCUUAAAUUCCAGUGUCAGAGAGUUCAGUGCACGCAACGGUGUGUGCAGGAGCCCGGCCUGACCCAGAAGCUCCAAGCUGGAACAAACCUUAAUUUUAAAAUGAAGUUUGCACACAGAAUCGCCUCCUCAGCCAAACCAAGAAUUGGACCUGGAUUGCUGCUAGGAACCAGAUUUCUGUCUUCUGCUUGAUAAAGGAGAACGGAUUGCUAACUGUUACGAAUAGAUGCCUUUUGUAAAACGAUUCAGAUGAUGCAUAAGAACUUUGGUUGAUCUCACCUCAUCAUCCCUAAAGUAAAACGACUUCACGUGGAAAAUGUAAGCUGGUCUAGCAGUACAGUUAGAUAAAAUUGCAAAGAUUAUCUCCACUAAAGUAUUAAUUUCCUCUCCUCCCCUUUGUUUGCCUUCUCACUAAUUCGUCAAAGCUUUAUGGUUUCUAAACUUACCUUAUAAAGUCAAAUGGAAAGUCCUGUACCGUGCAACAAAAGAUAAAGGCUGGGGGGGGGGGGGGGGGAUCCAAGGGACGUGGCGGCCGAGUUUCCUUCUGUGUUGCAGGGCUGAGGGGGGUGGCAGGGGGGCAGCGGAGCCCCCGCCCCACGCGGGAGGGGCCGGGCCGGUCGCGUGGCGUUAACGCAGGGGAGGAGGUCGCCGGCGGCUUCUCGGGUUUCCUUUUUUUUCCUGCAACUUUAUUAAAGUAGCUUUCGAUAUGUAGCACAAAUGUACGCGAUCAGCCAUGCCCUAGCUUAGAUUACACGUCUGUACUGGAAUAUCUUCUCGUUUAAGGGUAGUCUUGGCUAGUUUUACCUGGAUUUCAUACGUUUUUGUUACUAGCAGAGAGUCACUAGCAGGAACUUUGACUCUUUUUAAUUGGUGUAGCCAUACACAAGGGCCUGGCUGCUGGCAGAUGAUAUUGACGGCCUUGUGGUUUUAAAUGACUGUGGUGAUUUUUUUUUUUUUUUUAAUUAUUAUUAUUAAUGUAUUGAACCGAAUUGCAGUUUGUAUCUUGUAUUAAGCUUGUCUUAGGAGCAAUCCAGUGCUGUCCAUUUGAUUUAAUCGCCAGGAAUCGGCGUGCGUAUGUACAAAGAUGGAGAAAUCUAAUCGUAACAAAUUUCCCCAAAGCUGUGGCUACCCAUAUAUGCCCCAAAAAGGCUGGGGGUAACUUUUGAGAAAGAGUUAAGCAAGUUAGUUUCCUCUCCCCUUCAGGAUCAGCACAGUUUGCGCCAGGCAGAGGACUCCUUUGCAGGGUGAAGAAUAUUCAGGACUCCAUCUCAAGCAGCAAGUACUGCCAUCCGUGCCUUGUGCUACUCACUGACAGGAAAAGCACAAGGGGCAAGAAGAACAGCUCGGUGAAGGACUUCGGCCAUAUCCCAAAACAUCCAGGAGCUUUCCUAGUUCUCCAAGGUACUGGAUAGGUAGGAGGAAUGGAAUUUCACAAAUAAGCUGGUAAGCUAGGAUGAGAAAUAAUUAGUCACUAUAUAGUAGUUGAUUGAGCGGUAUGGUUAAGAAAUUCAGUAUAUGGUUUUUAUUAUGUACAUGCUUUUGUAUUUAUGUUGUCUUUCUCGAAUAUUCGGAUGAAUCAAGUAUUUAAUUUUUCACAGAAAGGGCAGUUAAGGACUCAGAGUAUCAAACCGUUCGCGUGUUCCUUUCUGAUGACUGCUAGAAACGAGGCAAUUACUGACGGUGAGCGCAAGAGACUCACCUCAGCACUGAGCAACCCGCCCCGGCGAAUAAAACAGGACGGGGGCUUCUCCAGCAGGAGCCUUUGCCCGCGUUGCUGUUUGAUCUUUUAGCAACAAGUCAGGUUCCCAGGUGGGCCCGUGAGUCGCGCCCUUCAGAGUUACGAGGCUUUAAAAAGAAAGGAACGUAUUACUCCGUGAACCUUUUGGUCCCUCUUAGGUUUCUGCUGGAGGCAGCCGCCUCCCCCUCUCCAUUGACUGUUCCCCCUGUGAUAGAUACGUAUGAGCAUGUUCGCAUUAGCAUUUAGAUGUUCCUAACCCGGGAUUGUAUGUUAAUGACCAGUGAUGUCACCUCCCUGCUUUAGCUUGUUAAGCAUUACCCACCUGUUUUGUUAUUAAAGGCCUGUAUCAUGUAUGCCCUCUUAUUUCAUACGUGAAACUGUAAGUUCUAUUUUUGACAUUUUAAUAAACUUUGAUUUGAAAA
Tyto alba (common barn owl) is the source of this 5938-nucleotide messenger RNA. RefSeq names its product SMAD family member 3 (gene SMAD3). NCBI's taxonomy places the organism in Eukaryota, Metazoa, Chordata, Aves, Strigiformes, Tytonidae. Gene Ontology annotation, biological process: BMP signaling pathway; SMAD protein signal transduction; cell differentiation. Bases 41 to 1321 code for a protein of 426 amino acids. The transcript has 9 exons. Gene Ontology annotation, cellular component: heteromeric SMAD protein complex. The record is from RefSeq and is a predicted model, not a curated record. Gene Ontology annotation, molecular function: I-SMAD binding; RNA polymerase II cis-regulatory region sequence-specific DNA binding; DNA-binding transcription factor activity, RNA polymerase II-specific.